AUGUAUCGUAUAGAUCUAAAUAAUAAGGUGCCGACGAAUAUUCCUCCAGGAGUUCCAGCAUCAACUAAUCUAUCAAAAAUCCAAUAUUGGAGACAUUUAGUUCCUGAUGAAGAUGUUUGGCGUGCUAAGGGUUCAAGCAUUAUCGAUCGAUCAUUUACAGAAGUGACGAGAAUUUUGGACAAAAUAUCGACAAGCAGAUUCAGAAUUAACAUCAUCCUUAGCUCAGCAACUUCAUCUCGGCUUUUUUUUCCUCGUGGAUUUUAUUGUCUGGAUAUUAUUAAACAUUGGGUUUCUUUAAUUGACGGUGAUGGUUGGGUUGCUCGAGAACAGAUUUGGGAGAGGAAGCUUGUAGUUCCAGUAGAAUUUCAAACACAAUAUCCUUAUUAUGCGAAUCCUCCUACGUUGUUAUUUGCAAUAAAAGCAUUUAUUGAAAGAGUUGAUGAUGUAGAGAACAAACUUAAACUCGGUGCAGACGAUGUAAUUGGACAACAUAUAUUCAAUGAGCAUAUAACCAGUACAACAGAUCACAGCAAAUAUUUCAUUAAGUUAAAUUAUAAAUGGCUUAGAAGAACUCAAUGGGGUGUAAUUAAAGAAUGGAGAAGAAAAGCAAAAGUAGAGAAGCUUAUAGAUGGCGUGGUCGAACUUCUGAGCAUGCCACCGACACCACCACAUCCUGCUGAAUUGCAUGUUGAUCUUAUGUGCUGGGUUGGAUUUAUGGCAAGAACACUCAAGAAUAUUGCGGAGAAGAUGAUGAUGCAGAAGAUUUUGGAGAAGAAUAUAAAAAUAUCAGUAUAUUUAUUUGCAAAUGUUUUUAUGCUAGAUUUACAUUGGAGUGAGGAACAUGAUGCAUUUCGUGAUUUAUCAGUCGAAGAAGAUGAGGAAUCAGUAUUUGUUUGUCAUAAAGGAUAUUUGUCGCUAUUUCCGAUAGUGUUAGAAUUGUUGCCUAAUGAUUCACCAAAGUUGGGAGCAAUAUUAGAUAUGAUUCAUAAUCCAAAGGAAUUAUGGUCAAGGUCAUUGUCAAAAUCUAAAAAAUUAUUUCAUACGGGAGAAGAUUAUUGGAAAGGAAAUAUAUGGAUAAAUAUCAAUUAUUUAGUAUUAUCUUCAAUAUAUAAAAAUUAUGCAAUUGUUGAAGGUCUUUAUAAAGAAAAGGCAAAGGCUAUGUAUGAUGAAUUGAGAAACAAUAUCAUCAAAAAUGUCUACAAG
Molecule: messenger RNA, 1203 nt
Organism: Funneliformis caledonium
Lineage: Eukaryota; Fungi; Glomeromycota; Glomeromycetes; Glomerales; Glomeraceae
Source: the annotation of a GenBank genome assembly